Messenger RNA from Penicillium brevicompactum, 1248 nucleotides. Its product is annotated as SNG1 family protein. Bases 1 to 1248 code for a protein of 415 amino acids. The transcript has 3 exons. The record is from RefSeq and is a predicted model, not a curated record. Lineage: Eukaryota; Fungi; Ascomycota; Eurotiomycetes; Eurotiales; Aspergillaceae. Gene Ontology annotation, cellular component: membrane.
AUGGGCUCGCACAUUCUCCCGGUGGCAAUUCUCUGCGUCUUCAUCUUCGGCGUGCUCUCUCUUUUCUGGGGAUCCCAGUAUAGCACUGAAGCCAACUACUCUGCGCUCAAGGUCUGGGUCGUUGACUUCGAUGGCCAAGCCGAUCCAUACCGCACGCCCGACCCGAUCGUCGGCCCGACCGUCACAAAUGUCGCCAACAAGCUGAUCAACUCGGGUUCCCUGCAUUUGGGCUAUACCGUCAAAUCGGCCGCGGACUUCGACUUCGAGCUGAGGGCCGUGCGCCAGGGUAUCUACGACGAACACGCAUAUGCAGCUGUGGUCGUCAACCCCAAUGCGACCACGCUCCUCCGUGAUGCGGUCUCCUCGAACGCCACCACGUACGAUCCUACAGGCGCCAUUCAAACGGUCAUCAUAUCUGCCCGCGAUGAAUCAACCUAUUUCAACUAUAUCCUUCCGGAUCUGACCAUCUUCCAAAACAUGGUACAGGCAGAGUUCGGUCCGAAAUGGAUUCAAGAGAUAUCAUCCAGGAACCUAUCGUCUGUGCCACCCCAGGCUAUAAACCCAGCUAUCGGGUUUACGCAAAUCGAUCUGCGACCUUUCGCACCGGCUGUCGCGGCGCCGGCUGUCACUAUCGGCCUGAUCUAUCUGAUCAUCAUUGCGUUCUUCAAUUUCCCAUUCCUUAUGCCGAUCCAUGCAUUGUUCAUGAAGCCGAAAGAUCACCCGCCAUUGAAGGUACCGCAUUGGUUGAUCUGGCGGAUAUUAUCCAGCAUAGUGGCAUACUUCUUUUUGUCUUUGUCGUACUCAUUGGUUUCCUUGGCAUUCCAGAUCCCAUUCAGCAACUCCCCAGCUGACGACACUAUGUCAGCGGACAAUCCCAAUGCGUACGGCCGUGGAUCUUUUGUUGUUUUCUGGAUGUUGAACUGGGUUGGUAUGGCAGCAUUGGGAUUCCCAUGCGAGAACAUGGCUAUGGUUCUAGGAUUCCCGUGGAGUUCCUUUUUCCUCAUCUUCUGGGUCAUCACGAAUGUGGCUACGGGGUUCUAUGCGAUUGAUCUCGCUCCUGCGUUUUACAAAUGGGGAUAUGCUUGGCCAUUACAUCGAAUCGUUGAUGCAUUGCGCACUAUCCUUUUCGGGACACAUUCCCGUAUCGGGUUGGAUUUUGGUAUUCUUUUUGCUUGGAUUGGGAUUUCACUGGCGUUUUAUCCUUUUGCAACGUACAUAAUGCAGUGGAAGAUGAAGCGGGGGAUCUGA